Messenger RNA from Saprolegnia parasitica CBS 223.65, 261 nucleotides. RefSeq lists its product as hypothetical. Gene Ontology annotation, biological process: cellular response to heat. Lineage: Eukaryota; Oomycota; Saprolegniomycetes; Saprolegniales; Saprolegniaceae. Gene Ontology annotation, molecular function: ATP hydrolysis activity. Gene Ontology annotation, cellular component: cytoplasm. The record is from RefSeq and is a predicted model, not a curated record. The annotation marks the transcript as partial. The transcript has a single exon.
AUGCUGUCGACACGACUCCUCGCGCGCCGCCUUGUGCCUAUGCACCGCCAUGGCGUCGUCUACCGAGGCCUUGCCUCGUGGGUCAACCCGGAGAACGUGCCGCAGGGCGAGAGCCUCGCCAAGUACGGCCGCGACCUCACCGUCAUGGCCCGCGACGGCAAGCUGGACCCGGUCAUUGGCCGCGAAGACGAGAUCCGCCGCGCGGUGCAGGUGCUCUCGCGCCGGACCAAGAACAGCCCGGUGUUGAUCGGCGAGCCCGGG